Messenger RNA from Hyaloscypha bicolor E, 954 nucleotides. RefSeq lists its product as uncharacterized. Lineage: Eukaryota; Fungi; Ascomycota; Leotiomycetes; Helotiales; Hyaloscyphaceae. The record is from RefSeq and is a predicted model, not a curated record. Bases 1 to 954 code for a protein of 317 amino acids. The transcript has a single exon.
AUGUCUUCUCCCCGAUCUCCACAGCCAAUAGAGGACGUGGACACGUACAACGAAAUGCCGGAGUCUCAAUCCUCCCCCUUCGCGAUAUUCCCUCAAGCCGAAGCAGUAACGCCUCCUCUACCAUUCUCCACUGUUGCCACACCGACGGCACUUGUCGAACGAGCGCACAUUGUACUCGGCCCUCAUGGAAAAUUCCCCCUAUUUCCCUUCUUUCCCACCGAGAUACGUCUAAAGAUCUGGAAGGCGAACCUCCGACCACAAAUCCUCCAAGUGAUCUACGACAUCACCCUUGAGAGCCAUCGGAGACGUACCUACAUGCACGGCCGUCAAUACCGCGCUGCGUGGCGCUUCAUGUCUUCACCAGCCGCCAACAUGCCGAACCGCUUCAUCUGCCAGGAAUCCAGAGCAGAAGCAGGGAAGGAAACUACCGGGUACGAGUUGGUUAGGCUGAUGGACGAUGCGGCCGAAGCUCGUUGGUUCAAUUACGAUAUCGAUUCGGUCUUCCUUGAUACCAAUGCCGAGUCACACUCGCCUUAUGAUGGGGAGGACUACGACCCAUAUGUCGACAAUGUACUGCCACCGCUGGGACAUCCAUUUCUUCACGGUACCCGCCUGCGACGAAAUCUUAAGGUGCUCGCUGUCUCUGAUACGUUGUGGACCGACUGGCCGUUCUCUGCAGAUAACGGAUCGGUUGCAUCAUGCGAGAUGUGCCCAGGUUUUCGCUGGGAUAAUACAAAGGACGAUUUCAAGAAGAUGGUUGAGAAGAUGGUAUGCCUGGAGAAGUUGCAGGUUGUACGCACUGGUAACCGCCCAGAUGGUGGAAGUGGUGGACUCAAGCUUGGGAAGAGAAACGAGGAGGAUCCCUAUGGAAUAUCAUUGCUCCGUCGGGUCAACGAGUGGAAGGAAGAAAAGGGCUUGAAGAUGGAGGUGGAAGUUUUGGAGCUUGUCGGUUAA